GUGAGGAGAUGUUGCUUCAGGUUGGUGGUGCAGCCUGGCUGGCCGGAGCAUUUGCUACUGCCGAGGACUCCUAGGCCAGUCGCGAAUGUGACGGAACGAAGCAGCGACAACCCAGACUGUGGACCAGAACCUCCGCGCCUCAAGUCGCCUCACAACUCACAGCAAGCCAGCCAUGCAGGCGAUCAACGGGGUGGCGCGUGUGGCCGUUGGACAAUUCUGUAAGGCAAGGCAAGGCAAGGUGCCAUGAUAUUAUGGAUAUCACGCUUGUUAUGACCCCAAUACCUUUCUCUCUUGGACGAAUCCCAGGCUCCAUCUGCAGGACAAGCAAGCCACGUUGUUAUUAGGUUGCACAAGCCCGCGCGCGCACUAUGGGCCGCCGAUCACCCUGCGACAAAGUCUACAUCAUCAUGUGUACGUCGCCCGACGGACCCCUGACCACCAGCGUUCUCUCCGUCUUCGCCGCGCUCCAGGACGCGAAUGAGGAGUGUCUCCGUCAAGCCCGCGCCGCCGGCGUCGAGUUGACGAGGGAGUCGAGCACGUCGGGGCCGGAGACGGACACAAUUGGCCCCGUGGAGCCGGUGAGAUGGGAUACGCUGGACGGGGUGAGCUGCUGGGUGGAGGCGUUUGAUGUGAUACCGCAGCGCAUACAGCCAUCCGUGCUACAAUAGACAUUUUUGUUCUUAUGACGUAACGACAGAGCAAUACGGAGACGGCCCGCGUGGGGAGGAUGCUAGCCAGGGUCAUGGUUUACAGAGGCUGGGUAUCUCACCCCAUAGUAGCGAGAAUCCGCUACACAAAAGAAGAAAGAAAC
This is a messenger RNA of Emericellopsis atlantica, 811 nucleotides long. RefSeq lists its product as uncharacterized. Bases 369 to 668 code for a protein of 99 amino acids. The record is from RefSeq and is a predicted model, not a curated record. Lineage: Eukaryota; Fungi; Ascomycota; Sordariomycetes; Hypocreales; Bionectriaceae. The transcript has 2 exons.